Molecule: messenger RNA, 987 nt
Organism: Emiliania huxleyi CCMP1516
Lineage: Eukaryota; Haptophyta; Isochrysidales; Noelaerhabdaceae
Exons: 3
Coding region: 1-987 (328 amino acids)
Biological process (GO): vesicle-mediated transport; protein targeting to vacuole
Source: RefSeq, a predicted model, not a curated record
AUGUCUGACCAAGCGCAAGCGGACUCGCACAGCGAUUCGCUGUGCUCGUCCCAAGUUCGCGGCGGCAGGCAUCUCCUCGUCCUCUCCUCGGCGGGCAAGCCCAUCUUUUCGCUGCAGCACGGCGACGAGACGUCCGUCGCCGAUCUUGCCGCGCUUGUCGCCGCAAUCGUGUCCUUUGUGCAGCGCGGCGGCGACGAGAUCCGGCACGUGCGUGCGGGCGCGACCUCGCUCGCCUUUCUCGUGCGUGGGCCGCUCUAUCUCGUCGCCUCCUCCUCGUGCGGCGAUACGGUGCCCUACCUCUCCCGCCAGCUGGCCGCACUGCACGCGCAGCUCCUCUCUGUCCUCACCUCAAAGGUGGAGGAGGUGUUCGCGCGCAACGCCGGCUUCGACCUGCGCUCGCUCCUCGGCGGCACCGACCGCGCUCUGCAGAGGAUGCUGCGCGGCGCCACCUCCUCUCCCUCGCUGCUGCUGCAGGCGCCGCCCGCGAUGCGAGCACCGCCGGCGCUGCGCGGCGAGCUCACGCGAAGGCUGCGGCGGAACCGGCCGGCGCCGCUCCUCUUCGCCUUUGCCGACGACCAGUCGCAGUCCUGGCUGCCGCUUUGCUUGCCGCACUUCAAUGAGCGCGGCUUCUUGCACGCGCACCUGCUGCACUACGCCUACACGGCCACCUCCCUCGGCCAGUCCACCUCGCCGCUCCUCCCGGCCGGCAGCCCGUACGCCGAGCCGGCCGCACUCGAGCGGCUCCUCCGCCGUUACCAGCGCGCGCAGGCCCGCACGCACGCCAAGGGCAGGGACGGCCCGGCGCACGAGUAUUUUGCGGCCUCCGACUCGGAGCUCGUCGUCGCGUGGCGCGGCGCCGGCUUUGAGCUCUACGUGGCGCUCUGGCCGCUGAUACAGCUUCCGGCCGCGGCCGCAGCGUGCAGCCAGCUACUGCGCUGGCUGCGGCGGGAGGAAAAGGCCCUCUUCCUGACGUACACCAAGUAUUGA